Molecule: messenger RNA, 245 nt
Organism: Trichomonas vaginalis G3
Lineage: Eukaryota; Parabasalia; Trichomonadida; Trichomonadidae
Product: protein of unknown function, DUF4106 family
Exons: 1
Source: RefSeq, a predicted model, not a curated record
AUGCCGCGUAAGCUACGUAAGAAUAUACGUAAGAGGAAGAGAGCAUUGAAACAUCCAAUAGUAAAACUGACACAACAACAACAGUUGCAACAACAAAUGAUGAAUGACCCCACUAUGUUGCAACAAAUGUCAAGCAACCCUAUGCUUUUAAACCGAGUUAUUGGUGCACAGAGUGGAGGUUUAAGAGCGGCACUUUUAGCGAAAAUGGCAGGCUAUGGUGGAGCUGCAGACGGAACAGCUUAUAA